AGACGAGAAUGUUUUGCUGGCGCCGAUACGGGCGAUAUGCCACCGGCAUGCGACGUUGCCAAACCGGUGCGCGCAGGCGGAGAAACGGUGGGCAUACGGCUCACGACCGCUUAUGACGACCGUAGUAACCGUUGGCACUCUCCACUUGCUUGUUGUUUAUUGAGUUUUUGCUAUCGUUACAGUUUACAAACAUGUAUACUCGCAUAAACCAUGCAUGGAAGAUGGAUGAUGAGAAAUUAAUUGAAACUGUUCGUAAAUACGAAUUUAUAUAUAAUUUGAAACAUCCGAGAUCUAUGGAUAAUGCCAAAAAAGAGAUUGCAUGGAAUGAAAUUGGAGAGCAGUUAAAUCAGUCCGCUAUAGCUUGUAAACAACGAUGGCAAUGUCUCCGAGAUUCAUUUAGAAGGGCAUUAAAACAUAAAAGAGAUAGAGGGGAAGCAGCCAAAGGUAUAAAACCAUGGAAAUAUGAAAAAGAAAUGGCUUUUGUGGCUCCAUUUUUUAUGGAGAAGAAAACUAAGAAUUCCGUCGAAAUUACAAACGAGGAUGAUUUGGCUUACAAUGCCCAUGUAACAUAUGGAACAGAGGCCUUAGAGAAUUACAUCAACAUUAACAUCGACGAUCCUCUUGAUAAUGAGAGUGAAGAAGUUAUUAACAAGUCGUGGCAAAAAAAGAGUAACAAAAAGCUAAAAGCUUUAAAGAGAAAAGCGGGUCAAUCAGGGUCAUCACCUUCACCAGUAUUAACGCCAAAUGUGUCUACAUUUGAAGAUGAAAAGAACGUUGAACCGGUCAGAGGACACGAUGAAUUAGAUCGCUUCUUUUUAAACAUUUCCGAUACUGUUAAAAAGUUCUCACCGUACCUACAAGCGUUGGCGAAAAAUAAAAUAUUUUCUAUUGUAUCUGAAAUGGAACUCCAACAGUUUCAGAUGGAAGUACAAACAACCUCAGCUCCAUUCACAUUCAAAGCAUCCCCACAGUCAGAAAGUCCAACGCCAGUGCCGACAACAUCCGACGACUGGACGGCUGAUCAGAAACUACAAUAUUUAUCAUAAAUUUUAUAAGUACCAAAACUAUUAUUAUUAAAAAAUAUAUUUUAAGACAAA
Molecule: messenger RNA, 1097 nt
Organism: Papilio polytes (common Mormon)
Lineage: Eukaryota; Metazoa; Arthropoda; Insecta; Lepidoptera; Papilionidae
Exons: 2
Coding region: 192-1046 (284 amino acids)
Biological process (GO): regulation of transcription by RNA polymerase II
Cellular component (GO): nucleus; transcription regulator complex
Molecular function (GO): DNA binding
Source: RefSeq, a predicted model, not a curated record